GCUGUUCUGGGCCACUGACAAGUUAGGCCGGCCGCUGUUGAGCUGCGGGCAGGAAGGGGAGGGCCUAGCGGAGCAAAGGGGAGCUGGGCGCGGGCUCAGGGCUGGGUCGGAAAGCUACUUCUCUGCGCAGUCCUGCCGCUCCCGCCCCGAACUCUGGCCCAGGUGUCUGGUUGCUUCUGCACCUACCCCGAGGCUGAGCCCUCAGCGCCUUCCCCAGGAUGUCCCAGCCGGGUAGGAAGCCCGCCGCCUCCCCCAGGCCCCGGCGCGCCACUGCAGACCGCCACACCCAGGAGCAUGUUAAUGACAAGAAUUCUGGAUCAUCCUCUAAAUCAGGAGAAAAUAAAGGAUCAGAUGAGAAAAAAGGAGCCAGUUUGGGGAGCAGUCAGCCAUCCAGAGCCCAUGCUGGUGGAGCUGCCACAGCCACCAAGGUGCCAGCUUCCUCGGCUGCAACCAGCAAGUUUCCCAGUAUGAGUGCCACAGAAGCUAAGGCCAUUCCAAUCUGCAAACAGAUGGAAGAACCACAUCCACAUGACAAGAAAAGGCACAGGAAACAGGCUGUGAAAACAGAGUCUGAGAAGUCACAAUCAAGUAAGACAAAAUCACAAGGUGUUCCUUCUGCUGCUGGUGGUGGUGUGGCUGCUGGUGUGACUGUGACUGCAGCAUCAGAGAAGGCAGAUGACAAGAAAAAAGAAAAGAAAUCAUUAACGCCAGCUUCACCAGUGGAGUCCAAAGUAAACAAGCCAUCUGACAAGUCAGACACGGAUGCUUUAGAUGACCUGAUAGACACUUUAGGGGAACCUGAAGAAACUAGCAAAGAUGAUUCAUGGUACACUGGACCAGUAGUUUUGGACCCAAUGGAUUCUACUUGCCUGGAGCCACUGGGUAUAAGAGAAGGAACUAUUCCUCCAGAGUACAGGGAACUUCUGGCUAAAAAGGAAGGAAUCACAGGACCUCCUUCAGACUCCCCUAAACCCAUGGGACCUGAUGAUGCUAUAGACGCCUUGUCUUCUGACUUCACCUGUAGUUCUCUGACUGAAAAGCAAGCUAAGGAAGAGAAAUCUACAGGUGAGAUUUCUAAAGCUCAGUCUGCUGGAGUGACCAGAUGUGCUGUUCCUCCCCAAGAGAAGAAAAGGAAGGUAGAAGAGGCUGUCAUGAGUGAUCAAGCCCUGCAGGCUCUGUCAGAGUCACUGGGCACCCGGCAGCCAGACCCUGAGUGCCACAUUAGCCAGGACGACCAAGUCAAAGAGGCAAAAACAAAAGAAGAAAGGCAGGAAAAAUGUGGUGAGGAUGAUGACACAGUCCCCCCUGAGUACAGGUUAAAGCCAGUUAUGGAUAAAGAUGGAAAACCACUAUUGCCAGAGCCUGAAGAAAAGUCUAAGCACCCGAGUGAAGCAGAGCUGAUAGGGCAGCUUUCAGAAGAUUUUGGCCGAUCUACAUAUCAGGACAAACCAUCUAUACCAGCUGAGAAAAUAGAAAAAUCUAAGGACACAUCCCCUACUGCGUCUGAGACUGUGCUUCAGGCCUCCAUGUGCAGUAUGCAGGCGGCACCACCCAAAACAGCCUCAUCGAAGGACAUGGUGCCAGAUGAUGCUGUAGAAACCUUGGCUGGAAGCCUGGGAAAAAGGGAAACAAAUCCAGAAGAUGAAAAACCUGUGGUGAAUAAAGUUAAGGAGAAAGCUAAAGAAGAAGCCCUUGAGAAACUUGGUGAAAAAGAAGAAACAAUUCCUCAUGACUAUAGACUAGAAGGGGUCAAGGAUGAGGAUGGAAAACCACUCCGGCCAAAAGAGUCCAAAGAACAACUUCCACCCUUGAGUAAUGAGCUCCUUCUUGAUGCGUUGUCUCAGGACUUCUCCAGUCCGGCAAACAUAUCAUCUCUUGAAUUUGAUGAUGCCAAGCUUUCUGCUGCCAUCUCUGAAGUAGUUUUCCAGACUCCUGCUCCUAGCACCCAUGCAGCAGCCUCAGUACCUGACACUGAGCAUGGAGACAAAGAACUCGAUGACGCAUUGGAUGAACUCUCUGACAGUCUUGGGCAAAGACAGCCUGACCCAGAUGAGAACAAACCAGUAGAUGAUAAAGUAAAGGAAAAAAUUAAAGCAGAACAUAGAGAGAAACUGGGAGAAAGAGACGACACCAUCCCACCUGAGUAUAGGCAUCUUCUGGACAAUGAUGGGCAGGACAAACCAGAGAAGCCACCUACAAAGAAAUCAAAGAAGCCUGCUCAUGACCAGGACCCCAUUGACGCCCUCUCAGAAGAUUUUGAUAGCUGCCCCUCAACUGCAGAGACAUCACAGAAUACAGCAAAGGAGAAGAGCAAGAAGAUGGGUUCAAGUUCCAAAGCACCCAAGAAUGGAGUAAAAACAAAGAACUCCACCAAGAAGACAGAAGAAGCAUCCAGUCCAAAGGCUGACAAAAAGGAAAGUUAAAGUUACACAUUUGGGUAUCUGAAUAAAAAUUUUUCAAAUGGUGGAUGGUGAUUUGAAGAACAAAGGCUUUGGUGACAGUUUUUUGGGUGGCUUCUAGACAGUGGUAUUUGUGAUGUCUUUGGACAUCUUAAACAUUGGUUUGUUAUUCUUUUUCAAAAAGAAAAUGAAUUUCUCUGGUUCACCUGUGUUGCUAUAUAAGUAUGGAUAAACUUCAAAUAUUUUUAAUUACCUUUAGGUGGGAGAAGGAAGCUUUAUAUUUGUAAGAAACAUAUUUCAUAGUUUCUUAAAACACCAAAAAAAAAAAAAACCAAACAAACCAGAAAACCUUUGCAAACUUUUGCACAUUAUACGUUCAGUGCCUGUAAAUCUCAUUAGUAUUUUUGGUUUGCACUUAAUUUUUUUAGCAUUUGAAAAAUAAUGCUCUCAUCUUUUGUCAGUAUUCUGAUUUCUUAUUACCUCUUUUUCUCUUGGGCUUUUGAACUGUAUUUGAUGUAUCUUUGGGUUAAUGUUGAUAAGUCAAAUAUAAAAUAUUGUAUAUUGGGCACAUAACUCCUUUAGCGCUGCUAGUAAUAAAUUAAUGAUAGAUAACCUGGGUAAAUCAGGGAACACCAAUCUUUCGUACCUGAUCUCUCCUUUACUAGGAAUGAGGACAGAAGAGACUUGAGACAGAGAGGACACACUAAGACUUGAAUUAAGUCAGCAGAAGAGCAAAGCACAGGCUAGUGUUGUCAGUGCACAGCAAGUUUCAGCAAUAAAGUUUGGAUUCUUAGAAUA
Messenger RNA from Arvicola amphibius (Eurasian water vole), 3197 nucleotides. RefSeq names its product calpastatin (gene Cast). The transcript has 30 exons. Gene Ontology annotation, molecular function: calcium-dependent cysteine-type endopeptidase inhibitor activity. Lineage: Eukaryota; Metazoa; Chordata; Mammalia; Rodentia; Cricetidae. The coding region runs from base 219 to 2423 and encodes 734 amino acids. Gene Ontology annotation, cellular component: cytoplasm. The record is from RefSeq and is a predicted model, not a curated record.